This is a messenger RNA of Vanessa tameamea, 6712 nucleotides long. RefSeq names its product regulatory-associated protein of mTOR (gene raptor). NCBI's taxonomy places the organism in Eukaryota, Metazoa, Arthropoda, Insecta, Lepidoptera, Nymphalidae. The record is from RefSeq and is a predicted model, not a curated record. The transcript has 27 exons. Bases 160 to 4137 code for a protein of 1325 amino acids. Gene Ontology annotation, molecular function: protein binding; protein-macromolecule adaptor activity. Gene Ontology annotation, cellular component: TORC1 complex; cytoplasm. Gene Ontology annotation, biological process: positive regulation of protein serine/threonine kinase activity; TORC1 signaling; regulation of autophagy.
AAAUGUCAUUCGUGGAAUGAAGCAAAUUGUUUAUUCCCAUGUGGUAUUGAAAAAUGGACGCGCACAUGAUUCUGUGAGGUUUUGAAAAUGUUUUCAUUUAAUGUUUGCAUACGUUGAGCGUUAAAAAUCGACGGAAUUGUGAAAAAGCGUUGAGUGAAAAUGACAGAUAUGCCUCCUUAUCUCGCGCUUAACGAUGAUGAGGAUAACAGUGGAGAGCCUGAUAGUGACUCCUCGGAUUUUGAGGAUGAUCUGGUUCUAAGUUUUGACAAACCGAGGCACUUGGAGCCCAUAAAGGGAGCCGAGCGCGAAGAACACUCGUGGAGAGUCAAAGAAAAGUACAAGACCCACUGUGUUGCACUGGUGUUGUGCCUUAAUGUGGGCGUUGAUCCUCCGGAUGUUGUCAAGACGCAACCUUGUGCCAGGCUGGAGUGCUGGAUAGAUCCGAAUUCACUGUCUCCGACCAAGGCUUUAGAGACUAUAGGACAUGCUCUACAAACGCAGUACGAGCGCUGGCAGCCGCGCGCGCGAUACAAACAGUCCUUGGAUCCCACAAGUGAUGAGAUCAAAAAACUUUGCUGCUCGUUGCGGCGGAACGCGAAGGAGGAGCGCGUCCUGUUUCACUACAACGGACACGGCGUGCCCAAGCCGACGUCGCAGGGAGAGAUUUGGGUAUUUAAUCGGGCUUACACCCAGUACAUUCCGCUGUCCAUGUACGAUCUGCAGACGUGGAUGGGCGCCCCGUCGCUGUACGUGUACGACUGCUCCAACGCCGGAGUCAUCGUUGACAACUUCAAGCAGUUCGCGGAGCAGCACGAGAGGGAUUACGAGAUGCAGGCGAGCGCGGCGGGCGCGACGGGAGCGGCCGGGCCGGCGCCGGUGUGCUACCGGAACUGCAUCCAGCUGGCGGCGUGCGCGGCCGGCCAGAGCCUGCCCAUGUCGCCCGAGCUGCCGGCCGACCUGUUCACGGCGUGCCUCACCACGCCCGUCAAGAUGGCCAUCAAGUGGUUCGUGCUGCGCACGCGCCUGCGCGUCGCGCGCGCCGACCUCGUCGACCUCAUCGACAAGAUCCCCGGUCAGGUGACCGACCGCCGGACGAUGUUGGGCGAGUUGAACUGGAUCUUCACGGCCAUAACUGACACCAUCGCGUGGAGCUCGCUACCCCCGGACCUGUUCCAGCAGCUAUUCCGGGCGGAUCUCCUCACCGCUAGCCUGUGCCGAAACUUCCUGCUGGCCGACAGGAUCAUGAGGUCGUACAACUGCACGCCCGUGUCGUCGCCGGCGCUGCCGUCGCUGGCGCGCCAUCCGCUGUGGGCGGCGUGGGAGCACACUCUGGACCUGGCGCUGGCGCAGCUGCCGGCGCUACUGGAGCGCCCGCACCACCACUACCGGCACUCGCCCUUCUUCCGCGACCAACUCACCGCCUUCCAGCUGUGGCUCGACCUCGGGAAUUGGUCGGUGUCGCGGCCGCCGCCCGACCAGCUGCCCAUGGUGCUGCAGGUGCUGCUGAGCACGCUGCACCGUGUGCGCGCGCUGCAGAUCCUGUGCCGCUUCCUGUCGCUGGGCGCGUGGGCCGUGCGCGCCGUGCUGGCCGUGGGCAUCUUCCCCUACAUGCUCAAGCUGCUGCAGGCUUCCGCGCACGACCUGCGCGCCUCCAUGGUCUACAUCUGGGCCAAGAUCAUUGCCGUGGACCCCACUUGUCAAGUCGAUUUGGUGAAUGCAAAAGGUCACAAGUACUUCUUAUCCAUACUGCAAGACCCAUCGGUUGAUACUGAACAUCGGACACUGGCUGCAUUCGUUUUAGCUGGCAUCGUCGACAACUACCCGGCGGGACAAGAGGCAGCUUUGCAGGGCUCGAUGAUAUCGGCGUGCCUCGAGCAGCUGGGCGAGGGCGCCGAGCGCGCGGGCUGGCGCCUGCAGCAGUGGGCCUGCAUCGGCCUGGGCCGCCUGUGGCGCGGCUGGGACGCGGCGCGCUGGGCCGGCGUGCGCGACCUGGCGCACGAGAAGCUGGCGGCGCUGCUGCCGCACCCGCGGCCCGAGGUGCGCGCCGCCUGCGCCUUCGCGCUCGCCGCCUUCGUGUCGGCCGGCGCCGCCGCGCCCGCGCGCACCGACCACGCCAACGCGCUCGACCAGCAGGUGGCCGUGCAGCUGGCGGCGCGCCUGCGCGACGACGCUUCGCCGCUCGUGCGCGCCGAGAUCCUCGCCGCGCUCCAGUGGAUGGUUUUAAUAUUCGAGCAACACUUCAUCGCCGUGUACAUCAACGAGAGGGUGCGCCGCAGCGACAGUGGCCGUGUGCGCAGGGAGAGCGGGCGCGGCGGGCGCGCGGGGCGCGUGGACACGGGGCAGGACGCGCUGGCGGCCGCGCGCACGCCGCCCGCCGCGCGCGCGCCGCACGCGCUGCCGCCCGCGCUCGCGCUGCCCGCCAUCGGUUUCGGGUCGGUGUACAUGAAGCUGUGGGGCACGCUGUGCGCGAUGGCCCGCGAGCCGCACCCGCAACUGGCACAGAUGGCAGCCGACAUCAUCGCGUACGUCUCUAACCAGGUAGACAGCGUCGGCCGCGACGUGGAGCGUCAUCCGCCACACUCGCAUAGCGGUGGGGGGUCUAGUUCGCUGCCGCCGUCGCCUAACACUCGAGCACCGCACGCGCACCACGACUCGCGCACGUUACCGCACAUGGGUCACCGCCGGGGAAAGUCUGGUCUCCCGCACACAAUAUCAGAGGACUCGGUGGCGCAUCGUGACCGCGAACGAGACUCGACCUCCUCUAAUUCUAGUCAAUCGACGAAGAAAGUGAUAGUAUCGACACAGUUCGUGGAGUGGGCGACGGCGCAGUUCGCACGCGGGGACGCGUCGGGCGGCGCCACGGGCCCCUUCGCGGCGGCGCAGGCCGGCGACGGCGCGGCGGCGGGUGCGGAGGGCGCGGGGGCGGGCGCGGGCCACGCGGCGCGCUCGCCCGCCGACUGCGAGAGCCGCGCGCACCACGAGCGCGUGUGGCGCCGCGCGCGCAACCGCAGCAUCCGCCGGGAGGCCCGCGCCCUGCGCGCGUCGCACCCGCCCCGCCUGGAGACGGUCGCGUUCCACUCGCGCUGCCCGCUGCCACCGGCGGUGGUGCUGUUCCACCCCUACGAGCAGCACGCCGCGCUCGCUUCCAAAGAAAAUUUCGGGAUCUGGGACUGGGGCACGGCGGCCAAGCUUUGCGUCGGAUCGUGGAGACGCGCGUGGGGUCGCAUCACGUCGCUGGCCUACCUCAACGCGCACCACCACGCACUGCUAGCCGUCGCCUCGCACCAGGGACACCUCGCCAUCUACAGGCCGUCGGGCAGCGGCAUGGAGCCGGCGCUGGUGUCGGCGUGGCGGGCGCUCGACGUGCGGCCGGCGCCCGACUACCGCCCGCCCUCCGCGCAGCCGCUCUACAGUCUGGCGCAGCUGGUCACGGAGCAGUUCGCGCCGGCCGACGAGCGGAGUGGCAGCAAGGGGAUGCUCUCUGACCCAAACAUGGGGGGCAGCGCGCCGCCCUCGGGCACCCUGCUGUGCUGGAGCGCGUCGCGACGCUCGCUGGCGCUGGCCGGCCAGGCCGCCACCGUGCGCCUGUGGGACGCGCACGCGGAGCUGCUGCAGGCCGACAUACCCACUGAGUGCGAGGCGGCGGCGACGUCGCUGUGGCGCGGCGGGCGCGCGGCUCGCGUGCUGGCCGGCUUCGGCGACGGCUCGGUGCGCGCGUGGGACGAGCGCGCGCCGCGGGCGACGACGGCGCUGCGCGCGCACGCCGCGCCCGUGCUGUGCGCCGCGCCGCGCGACGACGCGCACGCGCUGGUGACGGGCGCGGCCGACGGCGAGGUGCGCGUGUACGACGCGCGCAAGCUGGCGCGGCCGCUGCACGUGCUGCGCGCGCCGGCGCCGCUGGCCGCGCUCGCCGUGCACCCGCGCGCGCCGCUCAUCGCCUGCGGGUCGGUGAAUCAGUGCAUCAGCAUUUACGACUUAAAGGGCGGUGCGCUCAACACCAUAAAGUUUCACGAAGGCUUCAUGGGGGCUCGCAUAGGGCCCGUCUCCUGUCUCGCCUUCCAUCCGCUCAGAUGUGCCCUGGGGGUUGGCUCCAAGGACUCCACGGUGUCGGUGUACGUGUCUGAGGCGCGUCGGUGACCCUCGCUCUACGGGCUGGCGCUGCCGCUGCCCUUCGCGCAGUGACAGCGCACUCGCCUCUGUCGCCAUCACCACCGCCACCACCAUUUCCGCCAUCACUAUCGUCAUGUACACGCACGCAGGAAUAUCAAGAAGUUCAGCUGAGGAUAACGACAUUGAAAAUCCUCGGAAACACUCGCACUCAGUUUUCCGAGAUACGAAUCGAAGUGCGCGAGCUUGCAUAUUCCUUAAACAAACUAAAGUACGUUUGGUAUUGCGGAUACACUACAGGUUGUUCUAACAUAAGCUUAUGUUAUAUUUAUACAUAACCAUCACCGCCAAGAAAAUUAAUGUAGAUUCUUAAGUAAGCUUAGUUGAGCCCUAUAUACAUUGCACGCGCACAUACUCUUCCAAAUCACAAUACUACAACUUAUCUUAUCCUAAUAAAAUAAUUAUGAAUAUCUUUUCAAAAUCUAGCAAAACUUUCUCUCAGUCUUCUAUACUAGAAAUAUUAAAGUUUAUACAUUUGGACGAGUAUGUGUGUAUAAAAUUGACUUCCAAUAUUUUAGAAAUAAGUUUGCAAGUCGACUCAUAGAAGAACGCAUGUAGUAGCUCCCUGAAUAGCUCCCACCGACAUAAAACACCCCCCCGUCCGUUCGUAAUGUUCUAGUCAAUAUUUAAUAUUUAUUUUCUGUGCAUUAUAAAUGAUACAUUUCACUUCUACUUCUGAACAGUUCUUAAUUUAUUUUCAUAUUUAAAAAAAUAUAUAAGUAUGUGUAACUCUGAGCUCUGAACAACAUUAGUUAAACGAUAUUUUCUGUUUUCAUCUAAACCUGACACUAUUUUACAGUACGAGUCCCACCGAUUUUUUAACAUGAGUGCCAUAAAUUGAACAACAUUCAAUCACACAUCUUAUCUUAUGAUAUACAAACGAGCUACCUAUACAACAUGUUUUCAACGAGAUCUACUCAGGGAACUAACUGCUACUGAAACUUACUUUAGUAACGACGGUAUCAACCAAUGGUGUUGCCAGGUCGAAAUAAAAACAUUGAAAAAAGAUAUUCCAUUUCGAAAAAUUCGGGUGAUAUUUUUUUAUUGUACUGCGGAUACAAAUUCUUUCACGAUAAUUGUUACUUUUCCAAAUAUUGUUUACUUGAUUUCAAAAACUUGAAGUUAACCGCGAUCAAUUUAGGUGCUAAGGUUUAUUUGUAUAUUAUUUAACAAUUAAAGAGAUAUGAGCAAUAUGUACAUUAAUAACGAGGUGGUGAGCUAUUUAUCUUUUUUCUAAAAUAAUACUGAAAAAAAUGGCAAGAUAAUUGAUAAACAUUACCACAAAUAAAUAGUCUUAAUGUACAAGUUACUGACUUACGCAAAAAAAUUAUAAACGAUUAGGUCGCAGUUUCCUGCGUAGAAAUAUUCAUAUGAAAUGAUGUCGCGCGAUUAACAAACAAAUCAGUUAAAUGAUGCAACUUAUUUAGCCAAAUAUAUCUUUGUAUAUUAACCGUAACGUACUCUAAGUGUAGGACACGAUAGAUGUAAUUAAUAUAGCGCGUCAAUAACGAGCGUCGCCGUGUUAAACUUAAGUGAAUGCAAUACGAGAGUUAUUUAGUGUUCGAUGAUGGCGUCUCGGGGCCGGAGCCGUGUUAAAACCAUCAUUCCUCAACGUUUGCGUUCCUCGCUCACAAGAAAAUAUCGAUUUUAUUUACAGGUGCCUUAAAUUUGUUCUCUCGUCUAUGUCUCGUGUGUACUCACCAAUUUAGUCUAAAGUUGACUCUGAAAAAUAUAUAAUAAUGAUGAUUUUAACAUAAUCCGCGGGAUACUAGGGAAUUAUUUAAGCAUUUUAAGCGGAACUUAGCGAAAUAUUAGCAUUUUACGUAGCACGUCUCAACGAAAAAGUGUUCAAGAGGUGCUACCUGAUAUAUUUACAAUACUGUUUAAUAUUAUACUCCAAUGGCUGCUUGUGUUCUUCCCUCAACUGUGACUACGUAAGAAAUAACAAUCUAAACGUGCAUUCGCUGCGUCGUAUACUCAGUCACUCUAUUUAAAGGUUUUUUUUUAUUUUAUUUUAUUUUCAGAUGUAAAGUUUGUGAUUAGUGAUCAGAAAGUUCCUAAAACUCAAUUGUUAUUAGAUGCCAUUUUUUUUUAUUUAAGUUUUUAUAACUACGUAACAGCUGGAUAUUUUGUGUUCUUUUGUUUUAAUUAGAUUUUACAAAUUAUGUUGUUGUUCGAAGUUUUAUUUAGGUUUAUACCGAAUGAGUGAAAUUAAUCUGAUGUAGCUCUAGUUUUAGGUAAACGAUAAUAAGCAUUUAACGAUUUAUUUACUUAAAUAAUAGGUAUUUAAAGAACAAGUUCAGUAUGUUGAUGAAAUCAAUGUAAUCGUGGACUCGCGGCGUUGUUCGUUAUACCAAAUAAUGUGACAACUGAUACAAAUUAUUCAAAGCUGGACACCAUUUAAAAGGUAGCUUGAUAACAUGUAAAAUUAAGUUUCGAUUAUGAAUUGGUUUAUAUCAUCGCUUUUACUAUAUUGUGUAAUUUAAAAUGUACAUUUUACAUAAUAAUAUUGUUGUUGUUAAAAUAAAACGAAGUGCAUAUAUAA